This is a messenger RNA of Trypanosoma cruzi, 1077 nucleotides long. Its product is annotated as nucleolar RNA-binding protein, putative. The record is from RefSeq and is a predicted model, not a curated record. The transcript has a single exon. NCBI's taxonomy places the organism in Eukaryota, Euglenozoa, Kinetoplastea, Trypanosomatida, Trypanosomatidae. Bases 1 to 1077 code for a protein of 358 amino acids.
AUGAUGGAGGGAUUUUACGGUGUUGAAGUUGCUUCUGGGCAGCAGGUGAAGCCGAAGAUUCCCGAGGAACACGCCCUCCGCCUGACGCAGCUUGCUCUUCCCGCCAAUGCCAGUGCUGCGAUUUCGCUCAUUGUUUCCUUUCAGGGGAAGCAGUUCACAAUCGCCACGCUUGACCCCAAGAAGAACCUCUUUCAGAUGAGUACCGAUCUUGUCUUUACGGAGCCCACGACGCUGACCGCGACAGGGGCGGGCUGUGUGCACGUGACUGGAUACAUUCAGCCGGUCGGCAACGACAUGGACAGCCUUAACGGCCAAGACCUCAGCGACGAUAUGGACGAAGACGAUGACGACAAUGACGACGAGGAUGUGGCUCAGAGGAAGAGGAAAACCGCCAAUGCCGCCCAUGCCGAUGACGACGAAAUUGAUGAGGAUGAUGACGACGAGGAGGAUGAUGAUGGCGAUGAUGAAGAUGAUGAUGAUGAUGAUGAUGAUGACGAUGAUGAUGGUGAUAUGGUCUUGAGGGAAAGAAAUGGCAAACCCGCUGCCCACCCCAAUGAAGACGACGUCGAUGAGGAUGAUGACGACGAAGAGGACGAAGAAGAUGACGACGACGAUGAGGAGGUUGAUGACGAUGAGGAGGAAUGCGAGCAGCCCACCAAGCUACAACGCACCGAACAGGCUGGAUUCCGCGGUGGGAACCGCGGUGGCUUCCGUGGUGGACGCGGUGGUGAUCGUGGUGGCUUCCGUGGAGGACGUGGUGGCGAUCGUGGUGGCUUCCGUGGAGGACGCGGUGGUGAUCGUGGUGGCUUCCGUGGAGGACGCGAUGGUGAUCGUGGUGGCUUCCGUGGAGGACGUGGUGGCGAUCGUGGUGGCUUCCGUGGAGGACGCGGUGGUGAUCGUGGUGGCUUCCGUGGAGGACGUGGUGGCGAUCGUGGUGGCUUCCGUGGAGGACGCGGUGGCGAUCGUGGUGGCUUCCGUGGAGGACGUGGUGGCGAUCGUGGUGGCUUCCGUGGAGGACGCGGUGGCGAUCGUGGUGGCUUCCGUGGAGGACGCGGUGGCAACAGCGGUCGGCGUUAA